AUGAUACCCCUCGGAAAAACCUUACUAAUCGGAACGGCAUCUUCUCUCCUCGGAGCAGUAUGUCUUGAUUAUGUGUUAUCCAAGCACUACUUUAAGAUUGAAACCAUCCGAGAGGAUACCAAUAGAGAACAAGUGAUGAAAACAUAUGCCAGUUUGAAAAUACCAUCUCUCAAUAUGCAAGAAGUGUCUUUGAAUGAUAAAUUGGAGAAUGUUUCAAUGCUGGAUCGAUUCGAAUCCAAGUAUGGUGAAGAAAUCAUGCUGAUGGAUCAUUAUAGAACUUCCAUUUCCAUUCCAAAAAGUGGUGAAUCAAUGAGCCAGUUGAACUCAACAGAAAUGGCUCAGAGUUUCUACAGCUCACCUCUUUUCGGUUUGGAAAAGAUGAUUCUUGCACGAAUUGAACCAACUUUUGGAAAUUUGGAAAAUUCAAAAAUUGAAAAGAUGAAUUUUGACAUUGGCGAAAAUGUUUCGAUAUUUCAUGUGAUUGAGAAGAAGGAUGAUGAGAUUUUAUUGAGAACUCCAUGGGGCUCAUUAUCUUGGAUGAAAGUUGUGAGGAAAUCAGAUAGUGAAUAUGAAUUGAAUUUUGGAAGUGGAAUCUUGACGAAAGGUCAUUUGGGAAGUAAACCAAUGUUUAAGGUUUUGAUUCCAUUCCAUGCUAUUUAUUCAAGGUAUUUGUUGGCAUUUACAAAACGUGGUAUUGCUAUUAAUAAAAAAUUGUAA
Messenger RNA from Naegleria gruberi, 717 nucleotides. RefSeq lists its product as uncharacterized. NCBI's taxonomy places the organism in Eukaryota, Heterolobosea, Eutetramitea, Acrasida, Naegleriidae. The record is from RefSeq and is a predicted model, not a curated record. The transcript has a single exon. Bases 1 to 717 code for a protein of 238 amino acids.